Mercenaria mercenaria is the source of this 3301-nucleotide messenger RNA. RefSeq names its product nardilysin-like. Gene Ontology annotation, molecular function: metal ion binding; metalloendopeptidase activity. The transcript has 31 exons. NCBI's taxonomy places the organism in Eukaryota, Metazoa, Mollusca, Bivalvia, Venerida, Veneridae. The coding region runs from base 97 to 3249 and encodes 1050 amino acids. Gene Ontology annotation, biological process: proteolysis. The record is from RefSeq and is a predicted model, not a curated record.
UUAGAAACACCUUUGGCAAAAAUUAAUAUCUCGGACAAUGAGCAGACGUAGCAUAUUUUUAUUGAGGUAGUUACACAGUAUGAAGAUUUUCUGGGGAUGACAUUUGGGCAUCUGCUACAGACAUCAAGAGUGAUAAUAAGACUGGUUAUUGGCAACAGAUUAAUCCGACAUCCAAGAUUAUAUGUAUCCACAAAGAUGGCAAAUACAACAGAGAUUGUGAAGUCAUUAAAUGACAAAAGGGAAUACAGAUUGUUGUUUCUAGAGAAUGGUUUACGGGCAUUGUUGAUUUCUGACCUUGAUGGUGAAGAUCAGUCCACCGUUGAAGAUGAGAAUCAGUCUGACUCCGAGGAGGAGUCAGUCGGGUCUGAUAAAUCUGAGGAUGAGGGCAGUGAUAUGGAAGUUGAUGACAUGUCAGAUACUGAAAAUGAACUUGGGCAAGAAAAAAAGUCAGCAGCAGCUCUAUGUAUUGGUGUUGGAAGUUUCUGUGACCCGAAUGAUAUCCCUGGAUUUGCCCACUUCUUGGAACAUAUGGUAUUUAUGGGAAGUGAGAAAUAUCCUACGGAAAAUGCCCUUGAUGACUAUCUGUCAAAACAUGGAGGAUAUACAAAUGCAUGGACAGAUCAUGAGAGGACUUGCUUCUAUUUUGAAGUAGAGAGGAAUGCUUUCCAUAAAUCUCUGGACAAGUUUGCUCAGUUCUUUGUUGCACCAUUGUUGCUACAGGACAGUGUGGACAGGGAGAUUGAAGCUGUUGAUAGUGAGUUUCAGGAGCGUGUUGCCAGUGACAGUGACAGACUUAAUCAUAUCUUGGUUUCAACAGCUAAACAGGGAAACCCCAUGUCCAAAUUCCUGUUAGGAAAUUUAAAAAGUUUAAGGACAACACCAACAGAAAAAGGAAUAGAUAUAUACGGGCAACUGAGAGAUUUCUUCAACAGAUAUUAUACGGCCCAGUAUAUGACACUAGCAGUACAUUCUAAACAUAGUCUUGACACACUGGAAACUUGGGUAAAAGAAAGCUUCAGCAAUAUACAUAACAACAAAGAAGCACCAGUAUCUUUUCACAAGUUCAAAGAGCCGUUUGAUACUGCAGAAUUUAGAAAAUUAUAUAAAGUUGUGCCUAUAGAAAAAACCCACAAACUGUAUGUAACCUGGUCACUGCCACCCCAGCAGAGGUUGUAUAGGGUAAAGCCGAUUGAGUACAUAUCAAACUUAUUGAACCAUGAAGGGGAAGGAAGUAUAUAUUCUUAUCUUAAGAAAAGAAUGUGGGCUGUAGAGUUACUUGGAGGUAACACAGGUGAAGGGUAUGAUAUGAACACAACUUGGACUGGACUGGAUAUCUGUGUGACGCUGACAGAUGAUGGACUCAAACAUUGGAGUGAGGUUGUCAAGGUGAUAUUUCAAUACAUUGACUUGAUGAAGAGAGAAGGACCCCAGGAAAGUUUCUAUGAUGAACUCAAAGUGAUAGAAGAAACAAAGUUCAGAUGGAAAGAGAAGGGUGAUCCGGCUGAAUAUGUAGAAAAACUUGCUGACAAUAUGCAGCUUUAUCCACCUGAAGACUAUCUUACAGGACACAAACUCCUGUUCACUUUUGAUAAACAGGCAAUAAAUGAUUGUAUGGAACAUCUAAGAGGAGACAGUUGUAAUGUAAUGAUCACCUCCAAUAAUUACACUGAGAGUGAUUGCCCCUUGAAAGAACACUGGUUUGGUACACAUUACUCUGUGGAAGAUAUCAGUGAAAAACAGUUACAAUCCUGGACUGAUAUUGAGGUGAAUAGCGAGCUGUUUUUGCCAAAGGAGAACCAGUUUAUUGCUACAGAUUUUACUCUGAAAGACCUUCCUGCUGAUGAUAUCAAACCGACUCCUCAGCUGGUCUCAUCUUCCAGUCAGCAUAAACUGUUCUUCAAGAAAGAUACUAAGUUCAAUGUGCCAAAAGGUUACAUCUAUAUGCAUUUGAAAAGCCCUGUUGUCUGUGAUAACUUGAAAAGUUCAGCUCUGUUUGAUUUGUUUGUGGCAAUUCUCAACCAGAACAUCUCGGAACCAACUUAUCCUGCCGUCGUAGCUGGAUACAAAAUUGGAUGUAGCUGUGAUCCUACCCAGACUGGUUUGGUGGUGGAAGUGGAUGGGUUUAACCAUAAAAUACAGGAGGUGCUGCUGCUAACAUUUGACUUGAUUUUGAAUUUCUCAUGCUCUGACGACCUCUUUGAUGCAAUGAAAGCUGAACUGAAGAAAACAUACCAUAAUGAAAUUAUGAAGCCCUCUAGUGCUGCAAGGGUUUUACGUUGGUUGGUGACAGAGAAGCGUUACUGGUCCCAUGCCGACAAGUACAGGAUUGUUGAUGACCUUACAAAGCCGGAACUCAUGCGUCUAGUCAGUCUGUUCCUUGAACAAAUAUUUACCGAAUCUCUUGUUAUUGGAAACUUCACUAAACAGGAGGUGGUUGCAAUGAAUAAUGAGGUGCUAUCCAAACUGAACUGCCAGAAAACUGUUGACGAAACAGUUCUUCAGAACAAUUUAUUGGCAGUACCAGCAGAGAAGCUGUACUGUCAGAUCAAGAGUUUUAAUCCAGAGGAUACAAUGUCAUGUGUACACAAUUAUUACCAGAGUCAACCUGGUUCUUUGUUGAGAUGCUGUCUCAAUGAAGUUCUUUGUACUCGUAUGACAGAGCCAUGUUUCAACACAUUACGUACAAAACAACAGCUGGGUUACAGUGUGAGUUGUAUAAACCAUCUGACUUGUGGAAUUAUUGCCCUCGGCAUAUGUGUAGAAUGCAAGGCUCAGAAAUUCAGUAUGCAGUAUGUGGAUGAGCAGAUUGAGAAAUUUCUUCUGGAGAUGAAAGAGAUUCUCUACAGCAUGACACAGGAAGAAUUUGAUACCUUGAUAGACUCCGAGAUUACCUUGAAGAGAACAGAGGACACACACCUAGAGGAAGAGGCUGCCCGACACUGGAGAGAGAUUGUGGAACAAACUUACGUCUUUGAUAGGCUAGAGAAAGAGGUAGCCAUUCUGAAGACAUUGACCUUAAAGACAUUACAAGAUUGGUAUACUGAGGAAUACUUGGGAGAAAAACAGAGAAAAAUCAGUUUUCAGGUAAUUGGUUGCCAGGAGAACGCUUCUAACAAGCUUUCAGAUGAAACUGAUCAUACUGUCAAGUGUCUGAGGGACCCGGAGCAGAGUCAGUCCCUACCUAUAGAUGAUAUAGAGUCCUUCAAACAGUCCUGCAAGCAACUUCCACACACCAAAGUGGUUUCUUGAUACUGACCUUUUGUUAGCUAUUUAUUACAAAAUAAAUUUUUAUUCAAACAUA